AUGGAGCAUGAAGCUUGGAUUCGAGGCGGCACCGGUGAAGCGAGGGCACGUCUACCCAGAUGGGCCAACCCGAGGGAGGUUUUUCCUGGAGGCUUCAGAGAAAUCGCUCACGUGCUAGUCGAAACUGGGACUCAGCCAAUCAGACAGACGGGACCCCAGUGUGGUAUCGUCGCCUUGGCGAUGGGUUACAAUGCCAUGACUGGCAUGAAUGAUGACCGGGACCAUUCGCCGCGCAUUCUCAAGAACGCGAUCGACAUGGGGUUCACCAAGCAGGGAGAAAUGUUUGAGGCCUACAACAUGGCCCGACUCGCCAGGGCCAGCUUUGAUCGUAUUCAUGCUAUGUGUGUUCCCGCGCCCAGGCAGCAUGAACUGAUUAUGCAUAUCAACCAUGGCGGCGUGGUUCUGUUCCCAUACGAUGCGGACAGGGAUCACCGUCCGGCUCAGCGGAAUGGCGCGAGCGCGCACUGGUGCUUAAUAAACGGCUAUUUCUGCGGGAGGUAUCGCAGUACGGAAAACUCCAAAGCUUGUGAUUGGGUCGGCGAGGGGAAGCUGCACGUGAGCGUCUGGCAGGGAAAGAGCGGCCACCAGGCUCGCUUUUCCUACGCGGACCUCAUCGAGAGCAACCGUCAGCUUGUUGGGAGUGCCCCGAGCCUCAAGAAUGACCGCCAUCGCCUUCCGGACGGGGAUGACCUCUCCGGCCUGCGCUCGCUUGCGGUGAUGCUGUAUCCGCAUGAACAUGGUUAC
Messenger RNA from Mesorhabditis spiculigera, 744 nucleotides. NCBI's taxonomy places the organism in Eukaryota, Metazoa, Nematoda, Chromadorea, Rhabditida, Rhabditidae. The record is from the annotation of a GenBank genome assembly.